CUGAAUUUAAUCAGAUAACCUCAGUCACACUAAAAGUCCUCAGCAUUAGGAUAAGUGUGUUUCUGUGAGUGUUUGUCUGUGUGUGUGUAUUAAUAAACACGCUGUAUGAGCAGCUGUGACUGCAUGAGAGGGUAUCAUAGUAAAAGUGUUCCACCAGCCUGUAGCAGCUUGUAUUUUCUCACCAGCACAGAGAUCAUAUUGAAUAAUCUGAGUCCUUGAAUCAAACUGUCAAACAAAAACACUUGUUGGUGUUCCCAUUCGUUCAGCCAGCUGAAGUUUGGAGACUAUAUAAGACAGACCAACUCUACCACUGUACCUUUGUGAAGACGUGUAACUGGACAAUGAGGGUUGCUGGUUUACUGUUGUUGCUGCUCGGUCUGUGUGGGUCAGGGGCUCAGGGGGAGGAUGGAGGCCUCGGUGAGGUGGGUGAGAUCAGCCAGUUUCAGAAGACAGCUCCAAGAGAUGCAGUUGAGGAAUCGACCGAGCAAACCACAAAGCAAACCACCCCUGACAUCUGGGUGGAGGUGAGGGCACUGAGAGACAUGGUGGUGGAGCUUAAGGUGCACGUGCAGCUGCUGCAGAGAGAGAAUUCUGUCCAAGCCACAGAACUGGUAUCUUUGGGAACUAGACUGACUGCCACCGAGAGCAAAACAAGUGACCUAGAAAAGAAGAAUGCAGACUUGCAGACCAGACUGAGUAGCAGUGAAAGUGAACUUCUCGUCAGCAAGUCCAGGAUUGACCAGCUGGAGAGAGGAAAUGCAGAGAAACCAAAGGUGGCCUUUUACACAGCUCUGACUAAUGCAGGACGUGUAGGACCACACAACACAGACAUCACACUGAAAUACAGCAAGGUCUUCACCAACAUUGGCAACGCUUACAAUCCAGCUACAGGUUUCUUCACAGCACCAGUCAAAGGAGUCUACUCUUUCCAGUUCACUGUGUCUGGUCACAACAUAGAUAAUAUAGGUUUUGGUCUCUAUGAUGAUGUAAAUAACCACAGCACCUUCAGUGGCUUCCUUCUCUUCCCACUUGUGCACGUGCAGCUGCUGCAGAGAGAGAAUUCUGUCCAAGCCACAGAACUGGUAUCUUUGGGAACUAGACUGACUGCCACCGAGAGCAAAACAAGUGACCUAGAAAAGAAGAAUGCAGACUUGCAGACCAGACUGAGUAGCAGUGAAAGUGAACUUCUCGUCAGCAAGUCCAGGAUUGACCAGCUGGAGAGAGGAAAUGCAGACUUGCAGACCAGACUGAGUAGCAGUGAGAGUGAACUUCUCAUUAGCAAGUCCAGGAUUGACCAGCUGGAGAGAGGAAAUGCAGAGAAACCAAAGGUGGCCUUUUACACAGCUCUGACUAAUGCAGGACGUGUAGGACCAUACAACACAGACAUCACACUGAAAUACAGCAAGGUCUUCACCAACAUUGGCAACGCUUACAAUCCAGCUACAGGUUUCUUCAUAGCACCAGUCAAAGGAGUCUACUCUCUCCAGUUCACUGUGUCUGGUCACAACAUAGAUAAUAUAGGUAUUAUUAUGUACAAGAACAACCAAAGGAUUAUGUAUAAUGCGGAGUGGAAGAAAAAUGCAGGUUAUUUCACUAACGCUCUUGUCUUGGAGCUGAUAGCAGGAGAUGAAAUUCAUCUGGAUCUCCCAUUAGGAUUUGGUCUCUAUGACGAUGGAGAUAACCACAGCACCUUCAGUGGCUUCCUUCUCUUCCCACUGUAAGGAUGUUGUUUAGGCUGCUGUGUGACUGAUUAGUCACAAACCCUGUUGUUAUUGGCUACACUGGGAUUCUUUAGAAAAUCCUGAUAUAUCUCAGCACCGCUGCCUCCAAGACAAAUGUCUGUACAUUUACUGCAUGUAUCAAAUAAUGUGAUUCUGAAUCUGACCUCCCUUUAGUGUCAUCACAUGAAAACAACAUUCAAAUAAAUCGAAGAUGCAUUGAA
Siniperca chuatsi (mandarin fish) is the source of this 1942-nucleotide messenger RNA. RefSeq lists its product as uncharacterized. The record is from RefSeq and is a predicted model, not a curated record. The transcript is spliced from 12 exons. Gene Ontology annotation, molecular function: protein binding. Lineage: Eukaryota; Metazoa; Chordata; Actinopteri; Centrarchiformes; Sinipercidae. The coding region runs from base 342 to 1721 and encodes 459 amino acids.